CGGGCUGUUUGGGAGAACGGAGCCCUUUGAUUGGCUGAAAGUAAAACGGGAGGGACACUUUUCUCAAGCUGAUGCUCUGGAGAAACUUUUGUGUCCCGAAAGAGUAGCAGACAGUCUUACUUUCCAGCACAGACACAGUCCAGCUGAAGCAGAGACCUGAAACACCGUCAUCAUGUCCAGCAAGCGAGCGAAGGGAAAGACCACUAAGAAGAGGCCACAGAGAGCCACUUCAAACGUGUUUGCCAUGUUUGACCAGUCACAGAUCCAAGAGUUCAAGGAAGCCUUCAACAUGAUCGACCAGAACCGAGACGGAUUCAUCGAUAAAGAGGAUCUCCAUGACAUGCUGGCCUCUUUGGGGAAGAACCCAUCUGAUGAUUAUCUGGAGGGCAUGAUGAGUGAAGCUCCGGGGCCCAUCAACUUCACCAUGUUCCUCACUAUGUUUGGAGAACGGCUCAACGGAACCGACCCGGAGGACGUCAUCAGGAACGCUUUCGCCUGCUUCGACGAGGAAGGAUCCGGUUUCAUUCAUGAAGACCAACUGCGAGAGCUGUUGACCACCAUGGGAGAUCGUUUCACAGAUGAAGAGGUGGACGAGCUCUUCAGAGAGGCACCCAUUGACAAAAAGGGCAACUUUAACUAUGGCGAAUUCACCCGAAUUCUCAAACACGGGGCCAAAGAUAAAGACGACAUUUAGACGAUCAGAGAGCGUCAGCUGCAUGCAUGUGCACAGACACAUUACAAACACAUCAGCACUUAGAAGUCAAGAAAAACACAUUUUGUGACAAAAACAUUCCAAUUAUUUCAUUUUCCUCCAAAAUCAUUCAAUACAACCAGGUUGCAUUGCUAACAAUCUGUGCAGUGUGUUUUGUGUUUUUAUGGGGGACUACAGUAUAAAGCACUGUACUCUGCAGCUGGCCAUCUCUUGAGGUCGGAAUCUGUGCAGCUCAGAAAUGAACCUAUUACAUUGGAGAGACCAUAAACCUGCAGAAAAGCAUAUUUUUACAUGUCUCUUUAAAAGGAUUAUCAGUAUCUCCCACUUAAGUACUGUUACUUAAACCCUGAGAAUAUCUUGUUUAUAAUAUGUAGCAGUUCUCAGAUAUGAAGUCAACCAUCAUAUAAACAUGAAGCAUGUUAUAAUUAAAUCUACUCAAAACACA
Messenger RNA from Carassius auratus (goldfish), 1157 nucleotides. RefSeq names its product myosin, light chain 9b, regulatory (gene myl9b). The record is from RefSeq and is a predicted model, not a curated record. Gene Ontology annotation, molecular function: calcium ion binding. NCBI's taxonomy places the organism in Eukaryota, Metazoa, Chordata, Actinopteri, Cypriniformes, Cyprinidae. Bases 173 to 694 code for a protein of 173 amino acids. The transcript has 4 exons.